GGAGGCGGCGGCUCUACACACACAGCGCAGCAGCAGCAGCAGAAGGCGCAGCCACCACAGCCCGCAAUGGCAGCGGAGUCUCGCAGCGGAGAGCCGGGCGUGUUGCUGGAGGAGCUCCUGGCCAUGGCCGCGGCCGGCGGCGUGUGGGCAGCCCUGUCCCUGGGAGUCCUGGUGGCUCUGGCCACUUGGGGCUGGUUCAAGGCGAGCAGGAAGGGCAGCGGCCCGAGCAGCCCCGACCUUCCCAGCCAGAGCGGCGCUGCGGCCACGGUCACCGCAGAUGAAAAAGGGGGUGAUCUAACCAAAGUGAAUGAACUGGGAGCCAGUGUACCAGAGUCUCCAGUCAAAGCUGUUUCUUCAUGUCUGGAUGAUAUUUCGGACAUCCGUGAAAUAACUGGGAAUUGCAGUGACAAUCUUGUUCCUGUAAUAUCCAAUGAGGACCUGUGCGAUAGUGAACAGGUUUGUAUCCCUCUGUCUGAAGAUGAUCCGAAGCAGUCUCAGCCUUUCAAGAAUUUUAUGACCAACUCAUCCAGUAUUGGGAAAGAUCCUAACCAUUGCAUUGGAACCACUGAACAGAAUUCUAAGGAAGAAGGGAAUUAUGAAAACAAAAAUCAAACUGAACAUUGUCAAAAGCUACAUGAGUGUUCUGUUUUAAAGGAUGAAGAUUUAGACCAUAAAUAUCAGUCUGAAUCAGGAUGUCUAAGUAAUGAAACGUUCGAUAUUGAUAACAGCAACGAUAACAAUUCUGACCUACCUAAAGAGCCUACACUUCUAACUGAAAUGACUAAAGAUGAUGAAGAAUGGGAAAUCUUAGAAGAGCCGAACACCUUGGAGGUGGAAACCAAAGUAAGCCCUGAGAUAGAUCAUGCUGCCAAGAAAAUAGCAGCUGUGUCUCCAUUGCCACUGAAGAUCAUUGUGGUGAAAUUUCAAGUACACUACGUGACUGAAUUGGAAUCUCAAAUUCUUGCAGUGAUGGGAAACCAUGAGCAUUUGGGUCAGUGGGAAAAUUAUGUGCCCCUGAAACCAGGCAAGGAUGGCUUCUGGUCUGGUUCUGUUCUGCUCCCAAUGAAUUCCAAGAUUGAGUGGAAGUUUGUUAUGGUGGAAAAUGGAAAAGUCAGGCGAUGGGAGGAAUGCUUGAACAGAUGUCUGGAGACUAGCCAUGAAGAUAUAGCUGUACAUCGUUGUUGGGGUUUCCAAUAAAUAAAUAGGGUCUGACUGGCAGAAUAUAGCUGCACCAAUCUAUCACUAAAACUUGAUGUGUACUCUACUACAGUGUUCAGUUUAUGUUUAUGGACUGAUUCUACUCAAAAGGGGAACUAAACUAAUAGUAAAAUGACUUCAAUUUAUGGCGUAUUUCGCCCUUGUGGGUUGUUGGGACUCUAUCCUCUGUCUUACUAAAGACUGGAGCCAAGUAUCUCUUCAAAAAUAACACAGGAGUAGCAAUCCUCUCCUCCCAGAAGUUGCCCAUGGUAUCACAGAAAGCACAGAAUGUACUGUAUCAGAGCUGAGAAAUUUCUUCCCAAUAUCCUUUUGCAAGUGGCAAAUAAUGAAUUAUUACAUCGACACUUUUUUUAAUCCCGGAUUAGUGAAUCUGAGUAGAAUGGGUGCAAAAUGGUUUUAAUAUAAAUCUCAUUUUGGAUUUGAAUGUAUGACAUUUGCUGUCAUUGGUGUUCCAAUAACUUAGAAGUGUUUCCAAUUCUGGUUUAAUUGAGGGAGUACAAAGAUAGACCUACUAUUGAUUUCUUACUCCCAAGCUGUCCAAGUCUUAUUUAAUCUAUUCAAACGAGAUUCGUUCCCACAGUGCAGGUUGGGAAGAGUUUCCAGGCAAUACCAUCUUGUGAUGUGGUUUUGUAAUCUACUGGUGCCUUAAAACUUAUCAAUUUAAUUGUCUGUCUCUAGUUUGAACGUGCUGUCACAAACGAAUGUAUUAAAGCACUUUAAUUUUGUACAGAACACAUCAUACUUGGGAGUUAGCUCACCCUCCUUUGCACUGGUGGUGGUUCAGUAAAAUUGUGGCGAAUUUGAAGCCUUCUUCAAAUUUUAACAGUUCAUUAUGACCAACUAUUUUAAGUAGCUUAUUUUUUUAAAAAAAAUAGGUCACUCUAUAAAUCCAGAAUGGUAGACUUCGAAGCAAGUACUACAGCAAGCAAAUCAUCUUCCACUAAGUAAAUGAUCAGGACUUGUUUUCUGACUGGCCAAUUAUCUCCAGAAUGGUUAAUAGCUAACUGAAGGAUGGGGACGAAUACCAGAUUAUUGCUUCUGAUCUGAACAAAUAUGCAACCAGCAUAUUGUCUCAAUGAAACCAAAUAGAAAUCUUUUGGAGAUUAUUUUUUUCCCUCCCACCACUUCUGUUACAAAAGUGAUUAUUCUAAUUUCAAAUGACUAUCUUCAAAAUGGAAACCUGUAUAAAAUAUGAAUAUCCUAUUUGGAAUCUUCAGUAGCAAAUACUGGAUGACGUUUCUAUAUUGACUCAUUAACCACCCAUUUGAACUAUUAUAGUUUUGAACACGUUUGUAGGGAUAAGCGGGGUCUCCUUGGAGUUGAACUGGCUCCAAGGUGAUGUGCCUGGCGAAUUGAGCCAGGCCUCUGUGGCAGUCUCUGUAGUCCGAUUCUGGAGCCAGGAAGAUCUGCAGUAUUCCAGGGCACUGCUAAUGACGGCACAGCCAGCCUGGUUCAUUGGCAGGAUCUGGAAGGGCAGACCAGUCACUGGGGGUAGAGAGCCAUCCACUCAGCUCCUGAUAAUCCUACAAGCCAAAGCCCUAAUGGGUAGGUUGGUAUUAGAUGGACAAACAGCAGGAAAGCUUGCCGGACAGCAAUAUCAAUGGCAGGCUUUGCAGUUUUAGCUGGUUAGACUCCCAACAGCCCAAUGUACACUGGAGUCCCCAAGCAUUAGCUCUUGUCAACCUGAACCUAAUUCUUUCUGGAAUUAGGUAAGCAGGAUGUAUUCCUCUAGGGAGAGAGUGUGCAUUUCAACAAUGUAUCCCAGGGAUUUCCAUGUGUAGGUGGGAUGCAUGGAAUUCUCAGUUUGGUUUGGAUACUCUUAAGCACGGUAAUGGGUUUCCACGUGUGUCAGACACCCACCCCCAACAAAUCACAGGGACUAUAUUGCAGCAGCAGCAGAUUUUAUUGACGCUUUGCACCAAGAGUCCAACAUCAUGCACAGUAAGUGGGGGGGGGGGGGAGGAGAGAAAGCGGGAGGAAACAAACUUGCACUUCACUUCUUCAGCAUUUUUUCUCUGUCUUUUACUCUCUUUAUCCUCUUUUCCUGACUUCUGAUCAUGGAGGACAUUUCUGUAAAAGCCCAAGAUUUAAAAUAAAAAGCAUUCUGUAGCUAUGAGUUGAUGUUUUAAAGUUGUCCCAUGUAUUACAAAUUUAAAUAAAAUUUGAAUGUUGUUAAACCACAA
This is a messenger RNA of Callorhinchus milii (elephant shark), 3401 nucleotides long. RefSeq names its product starch binding domain 1 (gene stbd1). Gene Ontology annotation, cellular component: membrane. NCBI's taxonomy places the organism in Eukaryota, Metazoa, Chordata, Chondrichthyes, Chimaeriformes, Callorhinchidae. The transcript has 2 exons. Gene Ontology annotation, molecular function: starch binding. The coding region runs from base 67 to 1197 and encodes 376 amino acids. The record is from RefSeq and is a predicted model, not a curated record.